AUGCGCACAUUCUCCUUCCUCACGCUUUUGAGCGCUGUCAGCUCUGUGACGUCCCUCUCCAUCCCGCCUUACACUGGUACAAGCAUCAAAGGCAUACCAUUCCCUUCACUCGUAGACGUCGACCUCGAGGAGCUCGUCACCGGCCUCGAAAGCGGCCUCUUCACCUCGGUCGAUCUGGUCAAUGCUUACGAGCAGCGUAUCCUAGAAGUCAACAGCACGCUACACGUUGUCACGGAGCUUAAUCCAGAUGCGAGAGCUAUUGCGAAGCAAGCGGACGCCCUGCGAGGCAAUGGAACGAUCCUGAGCCCGCUUCAUGGGAUUCCAAUCUUGAUCAAGAACAACAUCGCCACUGAUGAUUUGAUGAACAACACUGCUGGCUCUUUUGCGUUGCUGGGCGCGAAAGUGCCGCGGGACUCGACUAUUGCUGCGAAGUUGAGGAAGGCUGGUGCGAUUAUCUUGGGCAAGACGAACUUGAGUCAGUGGGCGAACUUCAGGUCGUUCAAUAGUAGUAACGGGUGGUCGGCGUAUGGCGGGCAGACUUUCGGUGCUUACUACCCUGGUCAAGACCCCAGCGGCUCCUCAUCUGGUUCUGGUGUAUCAAGCUCGAUUGGCCUUGCGCUUGCUGCGCUUGGAUCAGAGACUUCUGGGUCCAUUCUCAGUCCAGCUGAUGUCAACAAUUUGGUCGGUAUCAAGCCCACUGUGGGUCUCGUGAGUCGAUACCUCGUCAUUCCAAUUUCAGAGCACCAAGACACCGUCGGUCCUAUGGCGAGAUCGGUCAAGGACGCAGCGUACGUGCUUCAAGCCAUCGCUGGCGAGGAUAAGAACGACAACUACACCUCUGCCAUCCCCGGACCCAUUCCCGACUACGUCUCUGCUUGCGAUUACAGCGCGUUCUCCGGUGCCAGAAUCGGCGUUGCGAGGAACGUCCUCGACAUCUGGGGCAGGUACACGGACAAGCCUGUCAUCGAUGCGUUCAAUUCAGCAGUGCAACAGAUCGAAGGCGCCGGCGCAACGAUCGUUGAUGCCAACUUCACCGCUUUCGAGCAAUGGCAGAGUGACGGCAACGGAACGCUCGUGCUCAACGCGGAUUUCUUGACGAAUGCUGCGACUUACUUCUCCGAACUCUCCGUGAACCCGAAUGGCAUCGAGAACGUUGCAGAUCUUCAGCAAUUCACGCACGACUUCCCAGCGGAGAAAUGGCCGAAGCGCGAUACGCUGCAGUGGAAGACGGCGCUGAAGCAGUUCAACAACACUUCUCCCAAGUUCUGGCCCGCGUAUCAAGCGAACCUCUUCUAUGGAGGUGAAGGCGGAAUCCUCGGGGCAUUGAAGCGCACAAAUACUUCUGCUGUACUCUUGCCUACCCAGCUGAGUCCAUCAAUCCCAGCGCUCGUUGGAAGUCCCGUCGUCACUGUGCCAAUGGGCUUCUACCCAAGCAACUGGACCGUAGCGAUGAACGAGUUCGGCAAUCUGGUCUCCACGGGCCCGAAUCUGCCUUUCGGAUUGUCUUUCAUGGGACCAAAGUUCUCCGAGGCAGAUCUGAUCGGAUAUGCGUAUGCUUAUGAGCAGCGGACGAUGCAUCGGAAUCAGAUCUCGCCGUAUCUGGUGCCGAAUAUUGAGAUUGCGAAUGUGGUGAAGACAUGA
Molecule: messenger RNA, 1641 nt
Organism: Saxophila tyrrhenica
Lineage: Eukaryota; Fungi; Ascomycota; Dothideomycetes; Mycosphaerellales; Extremaceae
Exons: 2
Coding region: 1-1641 (546 amino acids)
Source: RefSeq, a predicted model, not a curated record